AUGCCGAAUCCACCGCCAAAAGAAGAUACGUGGGCAUUCCAGCCAAUCGGAGCACCAUUCCCGCCGAGUCCUGUCAAAUGUAUGGGGGAGCAGAACAUGUAUGUGGCUCUUUGGUAUAAGCAUGGAAAGCCGAUUCAUGGACGUUCGUGGAACAAUGGAGGAGUUGUUGAGUGCUCUUUUCCGUAUAAAGAGGCUGAAUUGACUACCAAACAACAGCUAGAGGGACAGAUUCAGGUUCUUCAAUAUCUUGGAGACCACAACAAUCAAGGUUUCUGGUACGAAUGGAUUAAGUAUAAGGAUCGUAUUGAGAAACUUGAUGACAAGCAUCAGCUCGUCCGCUGUGGAGAUUCUUUCCCGAUUUUCUGGAAACGUGCCGAAGGAAAUCUUCUCGGUUAUGUUGACAACAAAACCGAGGAAGCGUGGUUCUCAUUCAAUGGAAAAGUUCUGAAACAAGUGGGACCUCAACUCAAUGACAUGUACAUUAUCACUCGUAAUUGUGUUGGCGGACCACCACAUUGUCCAUGUGCUGAAUGCGGACAAGGACCACCGAAGUCGGUUCCACGUGUCGAAAGAGAUGAAUGGAUGGAUAUUCGUGAGGGAGAUCCGUGGCCAACUCGUACUCUUGUCAAGGCUUUGGACAAGACAUUGGAUACUUUGCCAGGAGUCAAUCCGGAUCAAUACGUUGCUCUUUGGUAUAUGCAAGGAGAGCCAGUUAUGGGACGUGUCUGGAAUGAGGGAGGAAAGAUUGCUGCCAACUUCUCGUGGUUCAAUAACGAGUACUGCAAGAAUGUUGGUUCCAUUCAACUUCUUGUCCAUCUUCCGGAUUCUGUUCGUGGUUUUGAUUACGGAUGGAUUCCAUUCCCAGAAGCUGCCAAGUUCGGAGAUAAGGAGUGGCAUCCAGUGCAUGUGAACAAUCAUAAGGGAGAUAUUUCCGUUGGAGUCGUCAAUGUCUCUGGAAAGCAAAUCCUUGCCAAGGUAGAUGUCCGCAAUGAGAAAUACGGAUAUGGUUACCAAGGAAAGGAGCAUUCUGCAAGUGCCAAGGCCUGUGCUGACAAUACAAUUGUCCUUUGUCGCAAGGCUAAGCCAGGAUACAAGUUGGAUGGUUAA
This is a messenger RNA of Caenorhabditis remanei, 1107 nucleotides long. RefSeq lists its product as uncharacterized. Lineage: Eukaryota; Metazoa; Nematoda; Chromadorea; Rhabditida; Rhabditidae. The coding region runs from base 1 to 1107 and encodes 368 amino acids. The transcript is spliced from 3 exons. The record is from RefSeq and is a predicted model, not a curated record.